AUGCUCCGUUAUUAUGCUGGAGUCAUAGUAUCGGAAAAACAUGGAGAAUAUUGGGUCGAACCCGUUAAAGAAAAUCAUUCAGCGGAAGGGAAAAAGCCACAUAUUAUUUUUAAAAGAGCAACCGUCGUACCUGAAAAUAAAAAAAAGAAAAAGAAAAAAAAGAAAAAACACGAAAAAAAUUGCGGGACAAGAGAACCUAGAAGAUUAAAAGAAAUGAAAUUGGAAUGGCAGGAGCAACCUGGAAAAAUGAAAGUCAAAGGAAGGGGAAGAUCAAGGAAAAACCGUUGGAGACGAUCCGUUAGCAAAGAAAGAUACGUCGAAGCUUUAAUCGUUGCCGACACGUCCAUGAUUAAAUUUCAUCAGGAUACCUACGUUGAAACGUACCUUCUCACCAUUAUGAACAUGGUUUCUGCUUUGUACCAAGAUCCGAGUAUAGGGAAUCAGGUUAACAUUGCCGUUGUCAAUGUCAUUCUCCUUGACGAAGAUGCUCAUUUGGACGGUUUGAACAUUACCGUGAACGCGGAUAAAACUCUUGAAAGUUUUUGCAAAUGGCAGGAACAACAAAAUUUCGAGGGAGACGAUCAUCCCAAUCACCACGACGUUGCCAUACUCAUAACGAGGGAAGAUAUUUGCGCUCGAAGUAAUACUCCUUGUGGAACUCUCGGUGUCGCUCACGUCGGUGGAAUGUGCGAAAAAGAAAGAAGUUGUAACGUUAACGAAGAUAAUGGUAUAACCGUCGCUCACACGAUCACUCACGAAUUGGGACACAAUUUUGGAAUGUAUCACGAUACGGAAAAAAUUGGUUGCUCCAGAAGAAACGGUACCACGCAACACGUUAUGACUCCAAGUUUCGAAGCGGACACUGUUGAAAUUGCAUGGUCUGCUUGCAGUCGAAGAGACAUAACAAAUUUUUUAGAUAAAGGUUUGGGAAAGUGCCUCGAUGACAAGCCGACUCCAGAUGAAAAUUUCGAAUAUCCGGAACUACCUCCAGGAGCCAUUUACGAUGCUAGUUUUCAGUGUCAAUUGCAAUUCGGUAGCAAAGGAAUGGAAGUUUGCACACCUCUCCCCGAAAUUUGUUCCCGAUUGUGGUGCGUCGUCGAUGGAGUGUGUACCACAAUGUUAAAACCGGCUGCUUCCGGUACCGUUUGCGGAAAGAAUAUGUGGUGCAUUAAUCAACAAUGCGUGCCGAUAAGUGAUAAGCCAGAUCCGAUAGAUGGGGGAUGGGGCGAAUGGGGAGAAUGGAGCGAAUGUAGCAGAUCAUGCGGAGCCGGAGUCGCAAUAAAAGAAAGAAAUUGCGAUUUUCCGACUCCGGCUUACGGAGGAAAAUUUUGCAUAGGAGAAAGGAAAAAAUAUAAAAUAUGUAAUACAGAGAAUUGUCCGGAUAAUACUCCGUCUUUUCGAGCCGUUCAAUGUUCAAAUUACGACGAUAAACCGUUUCACGGUAAAAAAUACAAAUGGAUUCCGUAUUUCGAUAAAGCGGAACCCUGCGAAUUGUAUUGCUCCGAUGAAAAAGACACGAUAAUCGUACCGAAGGGUGGAGCAGCUAAAGAUGGAACCCCUUGCAGAGUAGGAACGCGAGAUAUGUGCAUUGGAGGAAUUUGCAAAAAAGUCGGAUGCGACUGGAUGGUUGAUUCGGAUGCUAAAGAAGACAAAUGCGGAAUAUGUUUGGGAAACGGAGAGCAAUGCGAUACGAUAUCCGGAAUUUACAACACGAGUUCCGGUUCCGGUUACACGGAAGUUGUUAUAAUUCCCUCGGGAGCUCGAAACGUUUACGUAGAAGAAUUGAAAAGUUCAAAAAAUUAUUUGGGAAUCGGAAGUGCAACGAGUGAAAAAUUUUAUUUAAACGGAAAAUUGGAAAUAACUCUUUCCGGAGAAUACGAAAUAGCUGGAUCUAUCGGAUUGUACGAAAGAGAAAAAGAUACGGAACGGAUACACAUUCCCGGACCGUUAAAAGAAGACAUCGUCAUAUACAUAAUAUACCGGGGAAAAUUUAAAAACAUGGGAAUCACAUAUAAUUACACGAUAUCAAAACCCACGGCGGCAACCGAACGAGAAUACGAAUGGUAUUUUUCCGAAUGGUCAUCGUGUUCCGUAUCCUGCGGUAGCGGUCAUCAAAUGUCAUUUCCGGUUUGCAAAGAAAGAACUUUCGGAAUAGUAGACGAUGGAAAAUGCGAAAAGGAUAAAAAACCGGAUAAGAAAAUGAGAGUUUGCAACACUCAACAUUGUCCGACGAGGUGGUGGACGGGUCCGUGGCAACUAUGUCCGGCAACGUGCGGUGAAUAUCCAAAAAUAUUACGUAAAAGAACGGUUUUGUGCAUAGAACAAAUCGAUCAAGAGCCCUUGGUUUACACUCAACCUCCGAAUUUACGUCACCACGGCGGAAUCGAAUAUUUAGAAUCGGAAACGAGAAAUAAAAAAUCACUCAAACAAUAUUUAGAAGAAGAAGAAGAAGAACAGCAACAAUUCAAAAAAGAUGACAAAACGUUUAUGAAAGAGUUUUUGGAAGAGGAAAUAAUGGCUUUGCCGGAUGUGCAGUGCAAGGGACAGGAAAAACCGUACGAACAAGAGCCCUGUCCGAAUCUUCCCCCAUGCGGAUCCCCGGAAAAAAACAGUUUAAAAUCCGACGGGGGACCGGCAUCAUCCGUUCGUUUCGAAAACGGUUUCACCGAAUCCGAAAUCAAUUGCACGGAAUUGUCAUCGGACAACGCGAGUCGAAACGCGACGAAUUGCGAAUGGUUGAAAACGUUAGAGAAAAAGGGUAAAAAAAUAAGACACGAAUUGAGAAAAAGUAACGAAACGUUAAAAAUAAUAUACGGCAAUGUAAACAACAACAACAACAACAACCGUGACGUCAGCAGGAAAACAUUCAACAACAGGAGAAAUAAAAAAAUCAAAAAGAAAAAAAAAGACAAAACGAAAAAAAAUUUUAGGGGAACCGGAGAUGUGGAAGAAUUAUCAUCAUCAUCAUCAUCAUCAUCCAUAUCGAAUUUUAAAAUCCGUAACAACAAAUCGAAUUCAAACGAUUACGACGAAUCGAUCGAUAAUAAAUCGACGGCAAAAACGAUUCCUAUAACAAAUUAUCUAUAUUAUAAAUCUCAAAGGAAAAAUCGGCGGCAAACGUUUACACAACCGUAG
Pediculus humanus corporis (human body louse) is the source of this 3135-nucleotide messenger RNA. RefSeq names its product ADAMTS-1 precursor, putative. Gene Ontology annotation, biological process: proteolysis; extracellular matrix organization. The transcript has 16 exons. The coding region runs from base 1 to 3135 and encodes 1044 amino acids. The record is from RefSeq and is a predicted model, not a curated record. Gene Ontology annotation, cellular component: extracellular matrix. Lineage: Eukaryota; Metazoa; Arthropoda; Insecta; Psocodea; Pediculidae. Gene Ontology annotation, molecular function: metalloendopeptidase activity.